AUGGAAAGAAACAAAGUAGCGCCAUCUAGAAAGAGGCAGAAAGCAUUAGCUUGUCGACGGUGUCGAUCACGGAAGCAAAAGCCUUCAAUCACAGAGAAACCAACCAAAGCCAGUGUACAGGAAGCCGACCAUGUGAUAAUUGUACAGCAGCGAAUAAGGAAUGCAUCUCAACUGAACCGAUACAUCCAAGCUCUCGAAGAAAGAAUUGUAGAUCUCGAGUCUCAAAUUCCAGACGAUAGGCCAGGGAAUCUCUCUGCCAGCCGGAAAACAACGACGGAGGAAUAUCCAGAUCAAAGAGGCAAUGAAACGGACCCUGUUUCUCAGGCUUCACUUGCGUCAAGGCCACCUUUCCCCCGCAAUGUGCCUCAGGUCAGGGCCUUAUCAGAUUCACAGACAGCGCAAUCUUCUGUUACUCUAGAAUAUUCGGCUCCUUCCCCAUCAUUGGCCUUACCAUCCACCCAUGCAGCGAGGGGCUUGUCAGAUCCUCAUGGUCAAUGCGGGCAUUCCAGCCUGCUGACGGGGAUACUAGCUACUCUCACAAGGAGUGAUCAUCCUGGAUCCUCACAAACACAGCCUGAAAGUCCAAAUGCCCACAUUUUCUCACAGUUCGCAGAUCGGGUAUUACAGGCAGAUCGUGUCCCGCGGCUUUCAAAUGAGGCAUCUGAUCGCUUGGUUCAAAUAUAUCUGGAAAGAGUUAACCCACGAUAUCCCUUUCUCCAUCUCGCUACUUUUCUCGGCUGGUACGAAUCAUGGAAGGCUCAUUCGCAGAUGAAUAGGGCUAGACAUCAGCAGUCUUUAUGGAAGGACUAUUUUGUAACCAUGGUGCAUGCUGUUGCCCUACUUCUCACGCCUCAAGUCUCGGUCGAUGACAUUGCCAUUUCUCAAUCUUUGUACAACUCUGCCAUGGAAUAUCUUGCCCACGUUUUCGCGCAACCCGAUUCUGUUCUACAUGCCCAGGCAUAUCUUCUUCUGACUUUGCAUGCACUCCAUUCUCCAUCAUCACAUAUGAUUGUCACCAUUGUCUCUGCAAUGAUGAGAUACUGUGUCAUGGCCCAACUUCACUUAGCUGAGAGCGAGCCGCAGGUGUUAAAUCCCGCAUUUUCUUUAGAGGUCCAAACCCGCCGCCGAGUGUUUUGGUCUGCUUAUGCUUUGGAUCGGUUUAUCAGUUGGAUUUACCACAUUCCCAACAAUAUAAUUGAUGAACACAUUAGCGUGGAGCUUUUUUCAAAUGUCGGAGACGCGGAUCUUCACCACGAAGGAUCAGAGAAUAGUUGCGUUCAAAUAGAAACACCAUCGCAGAAAACACAUGUCUCACCAGCACUUCACCUAUUCCGGUGCAGGCGUAUACAAUCCCGGAUUAUCAGCACUAUGAUGCGGUCUGAUUUCAAAGAAAUCGAUGCCUCAACAACAUGGCGAGAACACAUGUUGGGCGAAUUAGACUCCUGGAGGUCUCAAUUACGGCUAUUGAGCGAUGUUGCCUCCAAAAGCUACACAAGCGAUCGAUGGGUUGGCAUGGCUUACAAUUAUACGAUCCUCUUGUUACACCAGCCAACCAAAGCAAACGUCUGUAAUGGCUUUGGGGACCGAUCAGUCCCAGCCUGUGUUCAAAUCGCUAUGACAUUUAGGACUUUUCAAAAGGACCGACAGACAGCACAACUAUGGCCUGGGCUCUUGAGUCAAGUCGCCGUAGGUAUCACCCUUCUAUACUGCUUCUGGGCAACUCCGCCUCAACAUCAAACCAUCGCCUACCGAUCACGAGAAGUCCCAGAAGCAUUACGCGCCUGCUCGACCGCACUGGCUAUUCUCGCUGAGCGAUGGGUUCAAGCUGAACCUUUGCGCGAUGUCUUCGAUGUUCUAGCAAAAGAGGUCCCACUCUACGGAACGACGGAGGAAGACCCGCUACCGAGACGUAUUUCGGCGGAGUCUACUUCCUACAUCCAAUCCCAGAUGCCUUUGCUCACAUCAAUCAUCAUGCAUCGAGGUGUUUUGCGCAUGAUACGCGAGAUGACUACGGAGGAUUUCCCUAGAAAUCUAAAUGAGGAGUUCCACCACCAACCGCCGGCAUCGCAUGACCAAGCUAUGCUUGGGAGUUUGAGUGGUCACAUGUGCUCCGAAGAGUGUCCGUUUUUCCGUGAAGCAGCUCAUCCUGGAUCGAUGACUGACAUGAAUGCUUCGGCUUUUUCUCCACUUGAGAAUGGGGUUGGCUGUGCUUAUGGGGCUGACGACGAGACACUCAUGUUUCCACUCCUCUUCGGCUCAGCGGAAUUUUGA
Penicillium vulpinum is the source of this 2271-nucleotide messenger RNA. Its product is annotated as fungal specific transcription factor domain-containing protein. Gene Ontology annotation, biological process: DNA-templated transcription; positive regulation of transcription by RNA polymerase II. The transcript is spliced from 8 exons. The coding region runs from base 1 to 2271 and encodes 756 amino acids. Gene Ontology annotation, molecular function: DNA-binding transcription factor activity, RNA polymerase II-specific; zinc ion binding; sequence-specific DNA binding. Lineage: Eukaryota; Fungi; Ascomycota; Eurotiomycetes; Eurotiales; Aspergillaceae. The record is from RefSeq and is a predicted model, not a curated record.